AUGUCUAGAAAAAAUAAUUCCAAAAAAAUAGAACCUUCACAGAAUGAACUUGCAGAGAAAUACCUUAAAAUCAGAGAAGAGGUAUACACCAAGAAAGCCGAGGAUUCAAUAGUCGAUCUAAAAGAAAGCCGAAAAAGAAUUAAAAAGUCAAUUGAAGAAAAUGAAAGAAUCCUUUCACAACAAAUAAAGCCCACCCGUAAAAAAAAACCUAUAGGAGGAAAAGCAAUUCAAGCAAAUAAUUCUCGUUCAAUCACAAAAAUAAGUGAAUUUGAAGCUGGUUAUCCUAAGAAAGAAUAUAAAAAAUAUAUUGAACCAUUCCCAAUCCCUUACGUUAAACCAAUACCAAAAUAUACUCUAUGGACUCCGAUUCUAAAGAAUCUUAAGGCAUUGAUAUUAUUAUUAGAAGAGGAAGACAUAGCAGAAGAGGGAAACAUAAACUAUGAACAGUGUCGUAAUUAUGAUUUGUGGUUGAACUCAAAUGAAUCUAUUAAGUAUGAAGUGAAAAAUAGUAGUGGCCAUGUACCUGACCUUGAAGCAACAAUAAAAAUAGAGUCUGAUGAAUAUGAAUUUUUGUAUUGUGAAUUUGUCCAAUCAACAACUAAACGUAAUGAGAUAGAAUUAUUAAAAAUAAGUUUUUUAAAUGUGUCGCAACUGAAUAUUGUAUACAACAGUCUUGUAAAAAAAAGAAAUAUUCAAAUUCUUGAACAUGAUAUUCCGUAUAUUCAACGUGUCGCAAUUGAUAAAGGUUUUAGAGCUGGCCAAUGGUAUGAAGUUACGUUAAAUAAUAGUAAUGAUAAUCAUAGUAUCAUAACUGACUUGCGAUUGAGAACAAAUAUUGCGAGUAUUUGUGAUAUAAAAACUUUAGCUUUUGAUAUAGAGGUUGCAACACCACCUAAAUUGUUUCCAAAUCAUCAUCGUGAUGAAAUCAUGAUGCUUUCAUAUAUGUUCAAUAAUGAUGGUUUCUUGAUAACAAAUAGAUCAAUUGUUUCAAAAGAUAUUGAUCCCUUAUCAUACUCACCAAUGAAUCAUGAAUAUAAUUUUACAAUUUUCAAUGAGAAGAAUGAGGAAUUAUUAAUCAAAAGAUUUUUUGGGCAUAUAAAAAAAGAAAAGCCAUCAAUAUUAGUCACAUACUAUGGUGAUUUCUUUGAUAUGCCAUAUAUUGAAGGGCGAUUCUCUGCUAAUCAAAAUAGUGAAUAUAAAUCUUCAUAUUGUAUUCAUAUGGAUUGUUUUUGUUGGGUUACUAAAUACAGUGAGCUUCCUUUGGGCUGUCAAGGUCUUAAGCGUGUAACUGAAUCUAAAUUAGGAUACAUUCCUGAUGAAUUAGAUCCAGAUGAAAUAACAAUACUUGCAAAUAAAGAUCCAUCAAAGUUGGCACGGUAUUCUGCUUCAGAUGUAGUUGCCACCUACAUUCUUUUUGAAAAAUGCAUCAAGUCAUUCAUAUUUUCAUUAUCAAGUAUUGUUCCAUUAAAUCCUGAUGAAAUUUUGCGCCAAGAGAAAGAGCUUCUUUGUGAAACCUUGUUAAUGGUUAAUGCGUAUAAUUCUAAUAUACUCAUACCCAAGUCAUACACACCUUGCAAAAGUCCGGAAGAUUCAAAAAAAAGAUCUGACAAAAAUGUUAAAUUUUUUGAUACAGGGGUUUUCAGGUCUGAUUUGCCAGUUAAUUUUAAUCUAGAUCCUAAAACUUUUGAAAAGAUCAUUGAAAGUAUAGAUGAUAUCUUGAAAUUUGCAAUUUUUAACAAAGUAUAUGGAGAGAAUAUAGGAAUGUUUGAUCAAGAAAAAACAGAAAAUUUUAUUAAUCUUAAAACAGUUCAAACAAAUAUUGUGCAGGCAUUGAAAAAAUGUACAACAUCUAAAAGAUUGCCCACUAUCUAUCGUAUAAAUGCUUCUCACAUAAAUCAACACAUUAUUCUGAUGCAUGAAACACGUGCUUUUUAUUUAUCUACUAUAUCAGAAUUAAAAGAAAACUACCAUCACCACAAGAACCAAUUAAAUUAUUGGAAAAUAGAACUCGUUAAAGCAAACCAACAGCAAGAUUUUAUAAAAGUUUUUUAUGUUAUUAGAACAAUUUAUCAUAAUAAUUCAUUACAAUUGGCUUAUAAAACAAUACUAGAUUUAUUUGGUCACUUUGUAAUGCAUAAGGAAUCACGUUGGUAUUUAGAAGAUAUAGCAGAAAAAAUUUUAGCAACUGAUAAUGAUGGUAUAUGGUGUAUGUUACCAGAAUCAUUUCCUGGGAAUUUUACUUUACAAUUAUCUGAUGGGAAUGAACUUUCUUUUUCAUUUCCUUGUUUGCUAAUCAACUAUGUAACUUGGACCAAUCUAAAAGUUGUUAAUCAGCAACGAGACUUUAAUAAUUAUUUUGAAAUUGAUGAUGGAUUUAGAGCAGUUAUUAUGCCAAAGUUUGAUUGUAAUAAUCGCUUAAAAAAUAUCACUAUAGCUUUUACAAAAGCAGGCAGUCUUGAAGAAAAUAAAAAAAAUGAUUUGGUCAAAUUUAAUGAAAAAAACCUGAUGAGGUUUUUUGAAGCAAGUAUUUUGCCAGAAUUUUUGAAAGGAAAUUCAUUGGAGGAAUGUUACUGGCAUGUCAAUAGAUUAUCUGAAAAUUUUCUAAAAAUAAUUAUACUGAAAGGCAAAUCACUUUCAGAUAAUGAGCUGAUUAAAUAUUUUAGUGUAAAAUACAAUGCAAGUCCCACCAUUAAUGACAGUUCAUCAAGAGCUGUGAUAAAUCGUAUGUCAGAGUUCCUAGGUGAUGAGAUUCUUAAAGAAAGCAAGAUAACCUGUCACUUUGUCAUAUCUUCUAAGCCAAGAAAUGCUUUAUUAAGUCAACGUGCAAUUCCAGUAGAUAUAUUUUUUGCUGAAGAAGAAGUCAAAAAAGCUCACCUGAGGAAAUGGCUUGGAGAUCCAGAAAUGGAAUCAUUUGAUGUGCGUGAAAUAAUACAUUGGGGGUAUUAUAUGGAAAAGCUUAAAUUAUUAAUAGAAAAGCUUGUGAUAGCUCCUGCAUGUCAUCAAAUGAAUCGAACUGAUGAUAAAGAAAAUGUAUUUAGCUUUGAGAAUCAAAAGAAAAGGGUUAAAUCUUUUUCUACACUACCACAAGUCAAAAGAACUAAAAAAUAA
Messenger RNA from Entrophospora sp. SA101, 3108 nucleotides. Lineage: Eukaryota; Fungi; Glomeromycota; Glomeromycetes; Entrophosporales; Entrophosporaceae. The record is from the annotation of a GenBank genome assembly.